CGGGCCAGAAUGCCGGUGCUGGAGCGCUUCUUCCCCGCGGCAGAGCCGGGCAGGCGGAGGAGGACGGGAGAAGAGCCCAUGCCCUUUCCCAUGGGCAGCCUGCCCGGUUAUCAGCAGGGGACCCUGGCUUGGGACUUGCCCGAGAUGAUCAAGAUGGUAAAGCUCGUUUGGAAAUCCAAGGGGGAGCUCCGCGGGGCGAAGCACAGAGGCGUUUUGGAGAGCGAGGAUGCCCUGGGCGGUUCGGCAGGAGAUGCACGGGUGAGAGGUCAGACAGGGGUUGUCUCCGAGCGCCGUGGCUCCUACCCAUUUAUAGACUUCCGUCUUCUUAACAAUACUACACUCUCAGGGGAAAUCGGCACCAAGAAAAAAGUGAAAAGACUGUUAAGUUUUCAGAGGUAUUUCCAUGCAUCCCGGUUACUGCGUGGAAUUAUACCACAAGCCUCUCUGUAUCUACUGGAUGAGGACUACCUUGGGCAAGCAAGGCAUAUGCUAUCCAAAGUGGGUAUGUGGGACUUUGACAUUUUCUUGUUUGAUCGCUUGACAAAUGGAAACAGUCUCGUGACACUGCUCUGCCACCUCUUCAAUGUGCAUGGACUUAUUCACCAUUUCCAGUUAGACAUGGUUACAUUACACAGGUUUUUUGUUAUGGUUCAAGAAGAUUACCAUAGCCAGAACCCAUACCACAAUGCUGUCCAUGCCGCUGAUGUCACACAAGCUAUGCACUGCUAUCUGAGGGAGCCCAAGCUUGCCAACUUCCUCACCCCAUCGGACAUCAUGCUCGGACUGCUCGCUGCUGCAGCUCAUGAUGUGGAUCACCCAGGGGUCAACCAACCCUUUCUGAUUAAAACUAAGCAUCACCUUGCCAGCUUGUACCAGAACGUUUCUGUGCUGGAGAACCACCACUGGCGCUCUACCAUAGGCAUGCUUCGAGAGUCACGUCUGCUCGCCCACCUGCCCAAGGAGGUCACACAGGACAUUGAGCAGCAGUUGGGCUCCCUGAUCUUGGCAACAGACAUCAACAGGCAGAAUGAGUUUUUGAUCCGUCUGAAAUCUCACCUUGACAAUCAGGAUUUGAGGCUGGAGGAUGCACAAGAUAGACAUUUUAUGCUUCAGAUUGCACUCAAGUGUGCUGACAUUUGCAACCCUUGCCGGGUCUGGGAUCUGAGCAAACAGUGGAGUGAACGGGUCUGCGAAGAGUUUUACCGGCAAGGUGAUCUGGAACAAAAGUUUGAACUGGAAAUAAGCCCCCUUUGUAAUCAACAGAAGGAUACAGUACCAAGCAUCCAGAUUGGGUUCAUGACAUACAUCGUUGAGCCACUCUUUGAGAGGUGGGCCCAGUUUACCGGCAACACUCCCCUAUCUGAAAAUAUGCUAAACCAUCUCAGGAGGAACAAGGCCAAGUGGAGAAGUUUGCUCCACAAGCAACACAGCAGUAGUAGGAGCAACGACCACUCAGGCCAAGUGACUGGCAGCCAGGAACAGACUUUAAAUGAAGAAGAGACUCCUUAG
Messenger RNA from Cinclus cinclus, 1509 nucleotides. RefSeq names its product phosphodiesterase 7B (gene PDE7B). The transcript is spliced from 12 exons. Bases 10 to 1509 code for a protein of 499 amino acids. NCBI's taxonomy places the organism in Eukaryota, Metazoa, Chordata, Aves, Passeriformes, Cinclidae. The record is from RefSeq and is a predicted model, not a curated record. Gene Ontology annotation, molecular function: 3',5'-cyclic-AMP phosphodiesterase activity.